Messenger RNA from Schistosoma haematobium, 1741 nucleotides. RefSeq lists its product as uncharacterized. The transcript is spliced from 4 exons. Lineage: Eukaryota; Metazoa; Platyhelminthes; Trematoda; Strigeidida; Schistosomatidae. The record is from RefSeq and is a predicted model, not a curated record. The coding region runs from base 1050 to 1490 and encodes 146 amino acids.
GAUCACGUCGGUUUCACCAAUGAUGAUGUCACAGGUAUUCAGUGUUUGACAACGCUUCUACCAGUAACACCUUCUUAUGUAUUUCGUUCCCACCAAGAGAAAUCAAAAGACAGAGUCGAGGAGAUCGGAAGAGUAUAUUUGGCGAUGACCAAUAUACCGGAAUUCUCUGAUCUAAUCUGGCUAGCGAUUGCGGUUGAUGUUGAGCACGGCGUUACCACACGUGAUCUGGUGCGGAUGCCUGACCGAGCGCCUUCAGCUAGGUGAGUCCACUAAAACAUAUGGUCAGCAUCCAAUGUCGAAAACUUAGUGCUAUUUAUUUUGGGGAUUUAUUUACCGCUACACUCUGAAUAUUAUUGGUUUAACAAGAUAAAACACAGUUGCUUCGUUUGUAGUAGUUAAAAUGCUUCUAAAUGGUAGUAUGUAUGACGCACAAUGUUCCAAUAAAUUUUCUAAACACUAGCGCUCAUCCUAUUUAAUUAAUUACUUCAACCUAACGUCGAUUUCGAAAUUUCUACACUCUUCUGCAUUAACUCCAAAAAUACGAUCCGUACUUUCGGAUAAAUUCCCAAAACCAACUACGUUUAAUCGCACUUAUGACGAAAAUUAAACCUCAUCUUUAACGUGGUCCGACUAAAGUGGUACUUUGAUAACUUUAACCAUUUUGCUUACUGCCAACUAGAAAGUUCCUUAUCUUGUUCCUAAUUUUUAUAAAUCACAAGUCCAGUGCGCUUUGGUUAGGUCGUAGAAUAAAUAAGCUUCCGAAAGAUUAUACUAAAGUCAAAAACAUUACAUAAGCUAAGGAUAUAUUGUCUUAGCCUGUGAUCCAUUCGGAAGGGGACGAGCAACUAGAACGCGAGUCACUCUAAAUUGAGUGCAUGAUUCGCUUUUAGAUUGCAUGGCAAUUUCUUCUGAGUUAGUAUUCUUUUUUAGAAUUUCAGAAGUACCUCUGUCAGACCGACUGUGUAAGUUGGAUACUCAGAGACGACUCAAACGGUUGUGUUCAUCAGAAAAACAACACUGUGUGAGGAGAUUCCAUUAAUAGCCUUAAAAUGAAACAUUUCAUAUAUGAAUUGAACAAAUUACCAAUUACCAAAAGACAGAAAGAAGAUACGAAUAUGGAUGAAAAUGACGAAGAAGAAGAAGAAGAAGAAGAAGAAGAAGAAGAAAAAGAAAACGAAGAAACAAAGUUUUUCAUUGAUUUCUAUAAAAAAUUCCAUCAAAUCCAAAUGAAUCAAAUCUGGUUUCCAAAAGAUCUACAUGAAUUUCUACAAUUUUAUAAUAUAGAUAAUUUUCCAGUUUUAAAUUUAAAUACUGAAAUUCCCGCUGAAAAAGUUGGUUCAAUUACUCCCAAUGAUUUACAUGAUCUUUUUCAAUUUAAAAUUGAUUCGAAAAAUGUUAAUGAUCUAAUUCAAAAUAUGGAGAAACAAUUCAAUAAUGAUUUUAAACAAAUGAUAGAUGGAAUCAAUAGUUUGAAUAUAGUUACUAUAUGAUAGAUAAACGUUACACAAAAAAAACUAUCAUGAUUGAGUAUUGAUUUUAAAAUGAGUUACCAUAUAGAUAUUAUUGUAGUUGUUAUGUGAGAAUAAAAUUAAAAUGAUAAAUUUACUUAAUUCUUGUUGAAAUUAAUAGUUUUCUAUUUUGAAAAAAAAUAAGGAAAGAUUAAAAUCGAAUGUACCAACUAGUAUUUAACUAGUUACUUACUUAUUUACUUACUUACUUACUUACUUACUUACUUACUUAC